AUGUCCACCAUUGACAACGACUGCGUCAUCAGCAUCCACAAGCUGAUUGACGCCUACUGCUCGGACCCGUCGGUCAUUCCCGGGUUUGUGAUGAACGUGGUCAACCGCCGGGGCGAGCUGCUGGUCAACUACGCGGCCGGCCAAAUGGGACUCGACAACCCCGCGCCCAUGACCACCGACUCGGUGUUCUGGCUGGCGUCCUGUUCGAAGCUCAUUGGAGCCAUCUGCGCCAUGCAGCAGGUGGAGAAGGGUCUGAUUGGCCUGGACGACUCCGACAAGCUGGAGGAAAUCUGCCCCGAACUGAAAGAAGUCAAGGUGAUCAAAAUGGUCGACAAAAAACCCACUCUGGUGGAGAAGAAGAACCGAAUCACCCUGAGAAUGCUGCUCAGUCACACGGCCGGCUUUUCGUACUCCUUUUUCCACCCCUGGCUCAUCAAACUAUUCCCCCAUGUCGACGAGCUCGCGGGAGACAAACACGUGCUGGACACCGCUCUGGUUUUCGAGCCCGGCACAGACUGGGGCUACGGAACCAGCAUGGACUGGGUCGGCGUGGUAAUUGAGCGCCUGCGAGGCAAACCUGUGUCGCAGAUUGUCCAGGAAGACAUUUUCGAGCCUCUGGGAAUCACAGAUAUCGAAAUGAAGCCCACCCAGAGCAUGCGAGACCGACUGGUCAACCUGCACCAGAAAGACGCCGAAAACGGAACCAUGACCCAGCGAGAACAUGUAUACUCUUUGGACGCUGAGUUUGAGUCCUUCGGAGCAGGCUACUUUGCAAAGGGUAGCGAGUACGUCAAACUACUGGCCAUGCUGCUCAACAACGGAGUGGGGCCCGACACCGGCAAGCAAGUGCUCAGUGAAAAGUCUGUAGACGACAUGUUUGCCAACCAGAUCCCCCAGUGGCCCAAUUACGGCCGACGAGCCACUCCCCCGGGCAAGCCAGAGUACACCAAUGCUCUCCCCGAGCUAUACCCUCAAGGAAACGCUCCUCAGGGCUGGGGUAUUUCGUUCAUGUUGACAAUUGAGCCCACCGAUACCGGCCGCGGACCCAACACUGGCUGGUGGAGUGGAAUCAUCAACACGUUCUGGUGGGUCGAUAGACAAAAGGGGGUUGCGGGCCUAGCCCAGUCCCAGAUUCUGCCGUUUGGUGAUGAGGAUGUCAUGGUUCUGUGGAACACCAUUGAAGCCAUGAUUUACAAGAGUCUGGUUGAGGACAAGUCCAAGUUGUAG
Yarrowia lipolytica CLIB122 is the source of this 1227-nucleotide messenger RNA. RefSeq lists its product as uncharacterized. The record is from RefSeq and is a predicted model, not a curated record. NCBI's taxonomy places the organism in Eukaryota, Fungi, Ascomycota, Dipodascomycetes, Dipodascales.